Callorhinus ursinus (northern fur seal) is the source of this 2358-nucleotide messenger RNA. It is a transcript of the gene GP1BA, whose product is annotated as glycoprotein Ib platelet subunit alpha. Gene Ontology annotation, biological process: long-term memory. Gene Ontology annotation, cellular component: plasma membrane. Gene Ontology annotation, molecular function: protein binding. NCBI's taxonomy places the organism in Eukaryota, Metazoa, Chordata, Mammalia, Carnivora, Otariidae. The record is from RefSeq and is a predicted model, not a curated record.
ACGGCAGUCACACCCUGCGAGCAGCUCUGUGCCCUCGGAGGUCCUCCCGCCUGCCUGUCCCCAUGCCUCUCCUCCUGUUGCUGCUUCUGCUGCCGCGCCCCUCACACCCCCAGUUGCUCUGUGAGGUCUCCAAGGUGACCAGGCUGCUGGAAGUGAACUGUGACAACAGGGGGCAGAAGGCACUGCCUCCAGAUCUGCCCAGAGACACAGCCAUCCUUCACCUGGGCGAGAACCCCCUGGGCACCUUCUCCACAGCAUCCGUGGCGUCCCUGACCCAGCUCGCACAGCUGUACCUGCGUCAAAGCCAGCUGACCACCCUGCACACGGACGGGGUGCUGCCACAGCUGGAGACCCUGGACGUCUCCCACAAUAAGCUGAAGAGCCUGCCUUUGCUAGGACAGGCCCUGCCAGCCCUCACCACCCUGGACGCCUCCUACAACGAGCUGACCGCGCUGUCUCCUGGUGCUCUGAACGGCCUGAGCCGGCUCCAUGAGCUCUACCUGCGCGGCAACAAGCUCAGGACUCUGCCCCCGGGGCUCCUGAGGCCCGUGGCCCAGCUGAGGAAGCUCAAUCUGGCCGACAACAAGUUGAAUGAGCUGCCCCCAGGGCUCCUGGAUGGCUUGGGGGAGCUCGACACCCUCUACCUCCAAGGGAACUGGCUGCGCACCAUCCCAAAGGGCUUCUUCGGGGACCUCCUCCUCCCUUUCGCCUUUCUCCACAACAACCCCUGGGCCUGUGACUGCGAGAUCCUCUAUUUCGCUCGCUGGCUGCAGGACAACUCCAAUAAUGUCUACUUAUGGAAGGAGGGUGUCGACGUCAAGGCCAUGACUCCCAACGUGGGGAGCGUGCAAUGCGUCAACCCAUACAACACACCCGUCUACACCUACCCAGGGAAGGGCUGCUCCAUUCUCGGGGACGGGGUUGACCUAGGUUAUGAUGACUAUGAAGAAGAAGAGGUGGGAAAGGUACCUGCCACCAGGGCUGUGGUCAGCUUCUCCACCGACACCAGAGCCCACACAACCCACCGGGCCCCCCUCCACUCGGCAUCCACUGCUUCUCCAGACCACCAGAUGUCCCAUCUGUCUUACACCCUGGAGUCCACGAAGAAACAGAGCAGAUUCCCAACUGCCCCAGAGCCCAGCAUGUCCAGCAUGCCCUAUCCCCCACCCUCCACCAAACCCCCCACCACCCUGAAGCCCACCAUGCCCCACCCCACGACCUCCACCAUGACCAUGACCACUCCAGAGCCCAUGCUCCCCACCAGCCUGGAAACUACGACACCCUCCACCCCCCCCCCCCCCGCCCCCCCCCCCCCCCCCCCAGAGCCCACCACGCCCCCCACCACAACCCCCACCACCCCGGAGCCCACCACAACCCUAAUCUUGUCUGAACUGACCACAUCUGAGAUCCCAGAAUCAACCUCACUCCCUACUAUUUUGCAAUACCCAACAACCACCUCCUUUGUCUACCUCCCAAAGGCCCACGAGGUGGUUCAAGGGAAUUUGGAGAGCUCCAGAAAUGACCCUUUGCUCAACCCUGACUUCUGCUGUCUCCUCCCCCUGGGCUUCUAUGUUUUGGGUCUCCUCUGGCUUCUGUUUGCCUCUGUGGUCCUUAUCCGGCUGCUGGCUUGGGCCCAGCCCACAGGGCCACGGGCCCUGGCCACAGCCACGCACACCACACAUCUGGAGCUGCAGAGGGGAAAGCAAGUGACCAUGCCCCGGGCCUGGCUGCUUUUCUUUCAAGGCUCACUCCCCAUUUUCCGCUCCAGCCUCUUCCUGUGGGUACGGGCUGAUGGUCAUGUGGGGCCCCUCCAGGCAGGACGGCGGCCCUCUGCCCUGAGUCUGGGCCGGGGUCAGGACCUGCUGGGAACAGUGGGCAUUAGGUAUACUGGCCACAGUCUCUGAGGGGGGCUGGUUUGGGGACCCACGGAGGCUGUGAUGGCCUUUUGUACUGGGAUCUAGCUGGGGGUGGGCGGGCAAGGAGCACAGGGUCAGGGGGAGAUUUAGUCACUUUUAUCAGAAGCGUGGUACCACACGCACAACCUCAGCGAAGCAGCAGGGGUGGAGAGGAGCAGGGUGGGUCAUAGAACAAAGCUCCCUAUGCUGCAGGAGGGGUUCACAAACCACUAGGUCAUUACCAUCACUUUGGAGGAAGUUUGAGGAAAAAGGAAAGGGAACAGGGCAGGAUUCUCAGACGCGUGUACCGAAGGGAACUGGGAAAGAUCUGUAUCAAGAUGUGAGCCCUGAUCGUCCCCGGGGAGCGUAAACAUGGUGGUUUCCUUUCCUUUUUCUGUUGAGCAUUUUGUAGUUUUCCACCGUUGUAUGUUAUUUGGAGAAUAAAAAGGUAACUUCAAAAAAA